Molecule: messenger RNA, 1985 nt
Organism: Fomitopsis serialis
Lineage: Eukaryota; Fungi; Basidiomycota; Agaricomycetes; Polyporales; Fomitopsidaceae
Exons: 2
Coding region: 267-1796 (509 amino acids)
Molecular function (GO): protein binding
Source: RefSeq, a predicted model, not a curated record
GUGACGGCGUAGCGCCUUGUUCGCGAGACGUAGGUUUUUUCGGAGCAUCCGCGCGAAGGCUGACGAUCGCCUCGCUGAUAUGGCAUGCCCAUUGCCCACAAUGUUUGCUAUCAAACCUUGUAACACUGAAAGGCAAAGCUUGUUCUGAACACUGGCACGACGACCUAUGCUUCCACGCCCACCCACUCAUAAACUGGGGCCCAGUACGUGCGCACGUUCCCAGCCCCUCGCCCUCUCCACCCUCCUGUCGGCCCUCGGGCGUUGCGAUGUCCCAGAGUCCUGCUGAAUGCCAGGUCGCGGGCGACCCCUUCAAUAAGCCUAAUGCCGACAUCGCCUUGCAGACGUCGGACGAUGUCCACUUUUACGUGCACUUGGUCGUCCUCGGACUGACAUCCGGCUUUUUCGAAGGCAUGGAGAAGCUUCCCCAGCCUGCCGGCGGCAGCGAGCGGGCCAUCAUCAAGGUCUCCGAAGACAGCGCCACGUUGGAUGCGCUCCUCCGCUUCAUGUAUCCCUGCGACAAUCCGGCCAUAGACGAUGUCAUGCGGAUCGGGGACAUCCUGCGGGCUGCGGUCAAAUACCAGGUGGACGACGCCGUCAAGCACUUGAAGAAACAGCUUUCGACGUUUGACGACCCGCUCCACGUCUUCACCGUCGCCUGCCUCGCUGAUCUCGAGGACCUGGCAUACCAGACCGCCAUCGAGUGGUGUCAAGACGGCGCAUUCGACCUCGAGGACACGUAUGUACAGGAGAUGGAGGCUCUUCCAGCUGGGACGUACUUCCGUCUCCUUUACUUCUGUGACGCUUUCAACCGAGGAGACGAGAUCGCGGAGCAUUGUUGCUUCACGCAGCCGCCUAGUGCCUCUGCCAGCCCUUCGGAGCCGUCGGAGACCUUCAUCGUGCCCUCCCCAUUUGAUCGACCAUCCGCACACGCAAAUAUCAUCGUACGCUCGGGCGACAAAGUCAACUUCUACGUAAACGAAGUCAUUCUUACCCAGUUCCCGAGCAAGCUGGCGGUUCUCUUGCACGACGCCCGCAACAGCAGUCGUAAAUCGCACGAUGGCUACCACGUCCUGGAUCUCCCUGAGGACGCGGCUUUCCUCCUUCCUCUACUCCAGCUCACCUAUCCGGGACCAAGCCCUCAUUUACGUGACUGGCAAGUGCUCACCGCCGUCCUCGAGACAGCAUACAAGUACGAGCUGGUGAGGGCUGCAGAGCUCGCAAAGAGCGCAUGGUCGAAGGAGAUCAAGGCCGAACCUGUGCGGUCGUACUUCGUCGCUGUGGAGCACGGCUGGGAAGCAGAGGCGCGGCUCGCAGCGAAGUGCGCGCUGCUCUGCCCCGAGGACAAGUACUACCCGGAGAUGGAGCUCGUCUCCGCGAGCCAUUACGACCGUUUCCUGCGAUACCGCCAGCGAUGCCGACGGAGCGUCAUCGACGCGCGCCGUGCCUUCAUCGACGACGUGUACAUGCCGGGCUCGUCCAUCGAGCAGAGGGAGGUAUACGACACGUUCUGGCACAAGCACGACUGCUCGAAUAUGUUCCAUUACACGUUGCAUGCUACGUGGGCGCGUGCGGGUGCGACGAGUCCCGGCUUGCGCUCGAGCCUGUGGUCGAUGGCUGGCUCGAUGCCACAGGAGUUCGGGCUUGGAGGCGAAUGGCCGAUGCAUAUGCACCAGCUUAUGUCGUGUUUGAACGCAUGGAACGGGCGCAAUGGAGACCUCCUCGAGCUCAUUCACAACUACGACAAGUGCGGCGGUCAGGCUAUGAACGCUGUCGACCAGUUGGUCCUUGAAGUUUGACGUGCUAUUCGUCGACACGUACAUUCUGAGACGCGAUAGCCGGGACAUUCUGCUAGCAGUGCUGCGAGGAGUGCGAGAAUUCAUCGAAGUCGCUGAGACACGGGGGCCACCCACCGUGGGGCCGCUGACGUGGGGCGUCCGUGCCUCUGCGAUGUUUCGAUGAGUCUGUCUUUCCUUCCCCCGAUGUAG